ACAAAUUUUCGAUUUGUCAUCAGUAGAUUCACUUUAUGUCUGAGAAAGCAGCCAAGCUUAGUUCGUGGCACUUUUAAAAGGUCUUUGAUCUGAAAAAAAUUCACAGAAACGUUUCAAUCAGUAUAUUAAGUUUUUUAAAUCGCGGGAAAUUGUCUUCAUAGUUGAAAUCGUCGAAAUCAACAUGGCAGACGAUUGGGAAGAUGGCAGCUCCACAACAACUUCAUUUGGUGGUGGAUUUGGGGCAAGCAAAGGACGAGGCUUUGGUACCUGGAGUAGUAAUGACAAUUCGGUCGAUGAAGCUCCCAGACGAAAGGGCUUCGGAAGAGGAGGUUUUGGCCCUGCAAAUACAGACAGUACAUUGACAAAUGGCUUCGAAAGCGGCAACCAGGGUGCUUUUGGUGGAGGUAGAGGCUUUGGCCGUGGUGGCGGUGGCAGCGACAGUGAGAAGCCAGCAGCACGUGGUUUUGGCAGUAGUGGAGGGGGAUUUGGUAACAGAGCCGGUGGAUUUGGCCGCAGUGGUGGUGGCUUUGAUGAUGGAACUGAUGAUGAACCUCGAGAAAACGGAGGAGGCUUUGGUUCAAAGAAGCGUGGUGGCUUUGGUGGCAGUGGUCUUGGAGGAGGAGGAGGAGGAGGGGGGGGUGGAUUUUCAGGAGGUGAUGAUGGAGAAGAUGGUGGUGGGAGAGGAGGUGGAUUUGGUAGCAGUAGUGGUAACAGGAAGGGAGGUGGUGGAUGGCACACUGGCGGGGAAGAAGGGCACUUUGCAAAAGAAUACCCCAGCAGGAAAAGUGGUGGUGGAGGUGGAGGUGGAGGUGGAAGAGGGUGUCAUAGUUGUGGUGAAGAAGGGCAUUUUGCUCGAGAGUGUCCGACUAAAGAGCAAGAGGAAAACAAACCAGGUCCUGUGACAUAUGUUCCCCCAGAUCCAUCUGAGAAGGAGGAGGAGAUGUUCCGUUCCAUUGAGAGAGGCAUCAACUUUGACAAGUACGAUGAGAUCCCAGUUGAGGUUACAGGAAAAGGAAAAGAGACCAUAACACCAAUUCAAAGCUUUCAGGAAGCUAAUCUGAGAGAAUCUUUGUUAUUAAAUGUCCAAAAAGCAAAGUACACUAAGCCCACCCCUGUGCAAAAGUAUGCUAUACCCACAAUCCUUGCAGGAAGAGAUGUCAUGGCUUGUGCUCAAACAGGAUCCGGAAAGACGGCAGCUUUUCUCCUACCUGCUAUGUCUGGUAUACUGAACAGUGGAUUGGCCAGCAGUGAGCUGUCAGGCAUUCAAACUCCACAAGGUCUUUGUAUUUCUCCCACAAGAGAACUGGCUAGUCAAAUUUUUAAUGAGGCUCGAAAGUUUUCAUUGGGAACUAUGCUAAAGGCAGUGUGUAUUUAUGGAGGGGUCAGUGUUUCACAUCAUUUGCGACAAGUUCAACGUGGUUGUAACUUUCUAGUCGCUACACCCGGGCGACUCAAGCAUUUUGUUGAAGGAGGACAGGUUUCCCUUGAGAAGGUUCAGUAUCUGAUUUUGGAUGAAGCAGACAGAAUGCUUGACAUGGGAUUUGAGGCAGACAUUCGGAAAAUUGUGGAGACACUGGGAAUGCCUGAAAAGACAGAGAGACAGACUCUCAUGUUCAGUGCAACUUUCCCUGAGGAAAUUCAACGCCUGGCUGGUGACUUCCUCAAUGAUUACUUGUUCUUGACAGUAGGAAGGGUUGGUGGUACAACAUCAGACAUUCAGCAGACAAUCUUGGAUGUGCCAGAAAAUCAGAAACGAGAAAAGUUGACUGAAUUACUCAGCUGCUCAGGUACUGAUAGGACCCUUGUGUUUGUGGAAUCAAAGCGUGGAGCAGACUUUCUUGCAAGCUUGUUGUCGCAAGAAGGAUUUCCUACUACAAGUAUCCAUGGUGAUCGCCUUCAGCAGGAAAGAGAGGAAGCUUUAAGGGACUUCAGGCUAGGCCGCUGUCCAGUUCUUAUUGCCACAAAUGUUGCUGCCCGUGGCUUGGACAUAGAUGAUGUCAGGCAUGUUGUCAACUAUGACUUGCCAAAUGAGAUUGAGGAGUUUGUACAUAGAAUUGGUAGAACAGGACGUAUUGGGCAUGAAGGCAAGGCUACAACUUUCUUCCAGAAGGGAAAAGAUGAUAAGAUUGCCAGGGCACUUGUGAAAAUUCUGUCUGACGCUUCACAAGAGGUGCCAGAAUGGUUAGAGGAGAUUGCAGAGAGCGCAGUAGGCACAAGUUAUGGCCCAGCAGGAGGUCGUUUUGCAUCCAGAGACACCAGGAAACAGUUUGGCAACAGUGAUGGCUGGGGAGGAGAGUGGAAUAGUGAGGAAGCUAAUACUCAAACCAGCCAGAUUAAUGGCACUGCUGCCUGGUCUUCAGCUGGUGGUACAGAGGAAGAAGAGUGGUGAUUUUGCAUCUUUGGAUUAUUUGCUAUUGUUCUGUUACAUGCCAUCAAGUGGCAUGAAUACAGUUUUUACAUUGGUUACUUGGUUUCAGUUUAGCGUUAUUGAGAGUUUAUUGGAUUGGAUACAUGUACUUUACCUUAACGUUGUUGAGCUGAACUAUAAUGGAUUGGAGUUACAUACUAUUGACAACAGCUGGUGUCAAACCUUGGCUGAAAGAUGAGGAGAAUAAAAACUACUGCAAUUAUUUUUUACAUCACAGUGAACCAGCAUGUGUGAUGGAACAAGGGUAAUUGAAAAAUAUGAUCACUGGAUUCAUCAGAGCUGGACAUCUUCUGUUAAGUUCCAAACUGCUCAUCUCUUUUGUUGUGCAGUUGUUUUGGAACAUUGAUAGUUAACAGAGUUGUCACUUUAUGAAAAGUGAACCCACUUCACCAGAAGACUACAUGUAGCUUUUACAUGCUGCAGUCUGUGAUGCACCUGUCUGGACUGAUUACUACCUACACUUUACAUAGGAGAAUACUGAAAACAAAACUGAGAUUUCACACAGGACAAAACAUGCCACAGCUGCAAUGCAGGGUAUUAGAUCAAGGAAGUUAAUGGCAGGGAAAACUGUCAUUAACUAGAAAUGAUUAUGAGUUAGUCAUUCGGAUCAAAACCAGCCUAGACUUGCCAUCAAGGCUUUACAAGAGACUUGGCGGCAGUGUAGCCUGUUAGUGAUUUUUUUGCGUGCAGUCAUGGGGCAUUGUUUUUGCACUGUGCUCAUCUUGAUAUUCAUCAAUUGCUAUGAUGCAGUAGCAUUGAAUGUACAAUGACCAACUAUUUUCUUGGAGCCUGCUUCUAAUUAAAAUUGCAGCCAAGGAGCAAUAAUUUUUUAAACUACUUGAAAGCUGUGUCUCCAUAUGAACCUAAGAAUGGAUCUUCCUGGGGUGGAGACACUGUACCAUCUACUUCCAUGGACAGUGAGAAAACAAGAACUAUGGCCCUGUAAUGCAUCAACCCUUGGAAUCACCAGGUAUUUUAUUUGCCAAGUGAGGAGAAAUGGUUAAAUCCUAUGAAAUCCAAGUUAUUGUAGUGUGGUAUCAUAAAGGAGUCUUUCAAACAAAUGGGCUUCAUUCUACUUGGAACUGAUCCAGAUAAAAACCAUUUUAAUGCUGGAGAGUAUUUGGGUUGUUGCAUUUUCCUGCCUUUGGUUUUGGGUGAAAUAAUUUGCUAUUUGUGCUCAACUUUACAAAGAGGUAGGUCCUGUAUUACUAACUGAAAGUCCUCUCACAAGGGGCUGGUGACAAAAAAGUGAAACUUAUUGAAAGAAAUGCUGUGAUUGCCCACAACAAAAUAGCAGCUUUUGUGGUGUGCUGUAAACAAUUGACAAUUAACAUUGACUUGAACCCAAGAAGCUUCAAGAUAGAUUGGAGAAAUGCAAUGGCAAGCUCUCAAAGCUCAUGGAAUGUGAUGAUUCGUCAAUGGACAUGACUAAAACUUGAUGUAUUGUUCAGCAUCUUGCUCUUGAAGCCCUACAUCUGCUCACGACAUGUUAGCACUAUUUGAUUGGUUGCAGGGCUUCAACCCAAACUUUUUUUAAGUAAGUGGUACAUGUUUACAUUCAGCUUUUAAGAAACUGUAGAUUUGUUAUAGUUGAGUCAUAAAUAACAUUGUUUUGAGCCUAAAGGCACAUAAUUUUGAAGCAAACCAUAGAUUCAUUAAAGAUGUUUUAAAACUCUAGUUACCCAUU
Pocillopora verrucosa is the source of this 4115-nucleotide messenger RNA. Its product is annotated as probable ATP-dependent RNA helicase DDX4. NCBI's taxonomy places the organism in Eukaryota, Metazoa, Cnidaria, Anthozoa, Scleractinia, Pocilloporidae. Gene Ontology annotation, cellular component: P granule; nucleus. The record is from RefSeq and is a predicted model, not a curated record. Gene Ontology annotation, biological process: gamete generation; cell differentiation. Gene Ontology annotation, molecular function: RNA helicase activity; zinc ion binding; RNA binding.